Miscanthus lutarioriparius is the source of this 846-nucleotide messenger RNA. Lineage: Eukaryota; Viridiplantae; Streptophyta; Magnoliopsida; Poales; Poaceae. The record is from the annotation of a GenBank genome assembly.
AUGUCAAAGGUUUCUUCUACUGGAGCUUCUAAAGUUGACAGUUUAGAUGAUGGUGGGAACACCUGGAUUCAUAUGUCAGAAGAUGGGCAUUGUUCUGCUAGGACUGCUGCAGGAAACAACGUGAAGCAUCUUAAUGAUGCAAUUAAACUUCAUAUCCGAGAGUUAUUUGGUAAUCAUGGAGAUCUAGAAAAGGUAAUCGUUCCACUUGGUGGGACACUGAUUGGUGCAGCAAUGGCUUGGUUUGUAAUGCCUGUUGUUCUAAGGAAGAUGCACAAGUAUGCAUCAGAUGGUCCUUUCAGGACACUCUGGGGAGACUCUACUAAGAAACAUCUGCCUUAUGAAACAAGCUUGUGGAGUGCACUGGAAGAUCCUGCAAAAUAUAUCAUCACGUUUAUGGCAUUUUCGCAGAUGGCUGCAGUUAUUGAACCAGGCAUUUCAGCUUAUCUUCCACAGGCAUGGAAGGGAGCAUUUUCUGUAUCUUUUUCAAUAUUAACUGUUGGUGGUGUUGGAGGUGUUGCUACUGCUUUUGCGGCAAGAGAUAUCCUUGGUAACAUGCUGAGUGGAUUCUCUCUACAAUUUUCAAAGCCAUUCUCAGUUGGAGACUACAUCAAGGUUGGAUCAAUAGAAGGGCAAGUGGUUGAAAUUGGACUGACUUCUACUUCGUUGAUAAAUACAGAAAAGUUCCCUGUUGUAGUCCCUAACUCACUAUUCUCCAGCCAACUGAUAGUGAACAAAUCAAGGGCCCAGUGGCAUGUUAGCGUGGCCAAACUUCCUGUAAGAAUUGCAGACAUCGAAAAGAUUCCUGCUAUAACAGAGGAGAUAAAAGUAAUGUUGAUGUCCAACUAA